GACCCAAAGAGGACAAGUCUCUCCUGCGCUCACCUGUGACAGCUGCGCGACACCACGCCCAAACUCCUGAGCUGCUGUCAGUCACCGGGGAGGGCGCGCGGAACAUAAUCAUUGGAGCGUCACCACAGUUCGCCAGUGUGGGACCGGCCAUGUUCGUGUUUUUGUUGGGGGACGCGUCGCUGCCAUGCCUUGCCGGCUAAGUGCGUGUGACUGGCUCUACUGUUUUUGUUUCCGAUGAGGGGAGAGUAGCCGCGGAGCGGGAGACGCGCGGCUGAGAGAUUCGGCUUGUCCCAGGCGCAAACGGCGCACCGUGAAACAUGGCUCUCUCUUUCCACCUGAAGAAACGUGUUUUCUCCCUGGUGAUUUCGGUUAUGCAUCUCUGUGUGUCCAUGUCAACGGAUCAAUUAGAGAUUCACGAAGACGCACCGGAACUCACCUGUAGCAAGGGAUUGAGCGACUGCCGCGUGAGUCAAGUCUCUGAGUUCUCCGCUGCUCUGCGGGAGCCGUGUGGCACAGUUGACGUGGCAACGGUGCAACUUAAAGGCAGCCUGUGCUGUUCAAAAGAACACCGCUGCAAUGCUUGCCUGCAAGUCAUCAUCAGCCUCCGAGGUAAAAAGGACAAUGCAAAUUACGUUUCCGAGGAGUCCGGCGAUGGCGGCGAAGAAGAAGCUCUAGUGAAAGUUUGUUUCAGCUCACCGGGGUCCAGAGAGCUUUGCAAGGCACUCCAGUUCAAUACAAGUGGCUCCAGUUUAGGUCAACUUUCUGAACAGUCCACACAACAGAUGCAGCUGGUGUUGACAGAAAGAGUGAACUUUGGCGCUCCCAUCGUCGUCUCCGUACAUUCAGAGGAAACGUACACCACGCGGAAUAUCACACUUCCAUCUUUAGAAGAAAUUUGUUCCAAGGAGCUUGCGGGAACCAUACGGGAAUGUGAUGUUCCAAGAUUCCGAGCAACAAUUGAUCAUGAAAGAAAUGUGGUCCUGCAACUGGAGAACAAUGAAGCCAGACAAGACAAAAUUGUGAUACAGCUGUUUUGGGAUGAAAUGCCUUUAAAGGUUCUUGAGUGGCCUAAAGGCAAGACACAAGAGGUCAUUUCAUCGGACUUCAUUACACCUUGCCUGUGCUUCCAGGCUUGGUGGAAUGGAAGCUCACAUGUGCGAGGAAAAUACUGCCCUUUCAAAGCUCAGCAAGGUGCACUGGAAAGGAUGCAGCACAACGUGGCUGUAACUCUGGUGGAGUCUCAGCUGAGAGACGGUGGCGUAGGCCUCAGCUGGAACGUAACUGCCCCUUGCAAAGCGAAGGCAGAGGUGUGGUUGUGCAAGAAAGACUUGGCUGGAGGCCAGUGUGAAGAAGUGAAAGCUUCUAGACAACACCUUCGGGCAGACUGGAAACCAGCACGCAAUACACACUGGCAAGCGGGAGAGUUCAAUGUGACGUCACAUCCUCUGCUUUGUGUUCAGAUGAAGGUAGAUGGGAUGGCGCUGCCCUUUGAGCCCCACUGUCCGUUUACAAUGUCUAGACUGAGAUGGAGCCUACCUCUCCUCAUCGGAUUGAUGCUGAUAAUUCUGGCCAUGCUAGGAGCAUAUUUUAUACAAGGGAUCCUGAAAGGCUACAUGUGGAGAUGGUUUAAAGAAGAUGACGUUAAAGGUGCUGUGGGUGGUGGUCACGUGGUGCUGUUGUACCCGCCUAAUGACGAUCGGGAUCUGCCAGGGCUGCUGUGUCACCUGGGCUCGUCCCUCCAGGCCUUGGGCUUCAGUGUGUCUCUAGACCUGUGGAGCCACGUCGAGCUCGGCAUCCUCGGCCCCGUGCCGUGGCUCCACUCGCGGCUGGACCGAGUGCAAAGGCAGGGGGGCAAAGUGGUGCUAGUCCUAACCCAGGCCACCUGGACGAGGGCUGAAGAAUGGGGAGCUCAGAGCUGGCAGAAAAACAGGAACAGAGACACAGAGGAGGGGGAGGCGGAAAAAAACUGCCCCCCGUCUUCACCGUGCGUGGAUGUUUUCAGCGCUUCGCUGAGUUGUAUUCUAGCAGACUAUCUACAGGGACGCGCCGGUGAGCGGUUUAUGUUGGUGCAGUUUGAAUCACAUCCACCUGAGCCUCCGGGUGGUUUCCGGCCUCUGCCCCAGUUGUUUCGCGGGCUUCACGUCUACAGCCUUCCGUCCCAGAGCCUGGGUUUCCUGACUGAACUGGCUGGUGCUCGGCAAACGGCCACCGCAUCAGCCAGGCGGAAAAGGGCAGGGGGGCUCAGGAUGGCGUCCCGAGCUCUGGCCCAGAGGCUCUCGGGAUUCACGACAGGGACAAAUGUGUUGCGCCUCACAGGGGUGCCCCAGACUUGCGUUGGUGUAGGGGUGGACGACUCCACGGAAACGGUGCCCCUGCAGCCAUGCCUCAUUACGCCCCCAUCCAGCCCGGACACAAACCCCAAGGUCAGUGAAAUGGGGUGGGUCUGACAGAAGGAGAGGAUGAACCACACUUCACCUUUGGGAUAAGCAGCCAGUAUUGACUUUGAAGUACCUGAAGUAAUGCAUUUCUGUGUCUGUGUCAGAAAAUUAUCAAUAUCGGUUUGCAGUUUCUGCAUGUCUUGGUCUUAAGAGCUGGGAUCUUGGUGUUUUUUUUUUUUUUUUUUAAAUAAAAUGUGUUGUAACAGUUGAACAUCAUAAAAAGAAAAAUAUACUUCAUUGUGAAUAUACUUCACAAAAGCAGCUGGUUUACUGUUUGAUGAAGAUCUUUCUAAACCAACAUGGAUUUGUAGGCUACUGUCAUUACACUAACAUACAAAAAGCACACUUCUGCUUUACUUUGACCUUGUAGCUGUGUGUGUGUUUUAACACCUUUGCUGUCUGCAUGCAUGUGUAUCGCAUAUUAAAAGCACUGAUGGGUGUGAAUAAAGGCACUCUAUAUACGGUCCCCCCUGACUAUAUUUGAAUGUUUUCAACAUUGUGCUGGCAUGGUGGUUUUAUACUGUCUUUUGUGUUUUGUGAGAACGGGAUUGAAUAAAGAAUUCAUCACUUUG
Molecule: messenger RNA, 3010 nt
Organism: Mugil cephalus (flathead mullet)
Lineage: Eukaryota; Metazoa; Chordata; Actinopteri; Mugiliformes; Mugilidae
Product: interleukin-17 receptor C
Exons: 16
Coding region: 318-2447 (709 amino acids)
Molecular function (GO): interleukin-17 receptor activity
Source: RefSeq, a predicted model, not a curated record